AACUAACCUUUCCACAAAUAAUGGAUCCUUUCUCAAUUCCAAUCUCACACUCAAGCACACUCUUUUGCAAUUAACCCGUCUAGAUAGAUAUUGCUUAUCUCUACUAUGGGUUCAAUUGGAACCGAAAGCCCAAAAGUUGAGGUUGCCACAGUUGAUGUAAUUUCAACUAAGGGUCUUAUCCAGAAUGGCCAUGUUUAUCUAGAUGUUAGGACUGUGGAAGAGUUCCAGAAAGGACAUGUGGAUGCAGAUAAGAUUAUCAACAUUCCAUACAUGUUUAAUACACCACAGGGAAGGGUAAAGAACCUGGAGUUUUUGAAGGAGGUUUCAUCUGCUUGUAAGAAAGAAGAUCACAUCAUUGUGGGUUGCCAGAGUGGGGUGAGGUCUCUUUAUGCAACUGCUGAUCUUCUUGCUGAGGGUUAUAAGGAUGUGAAUAACAUGGGAGGAGGUUAUUUGGACUGGAUAAAGAAUGAAUUUCCAGUGAAAGCACCAAAAGUGAAAAAUGAUCUCUAAUCAAUAAAAGGAUCAUGGAUCCAUUAAUUUCAUCUGAAUAAUGGUUUUGAUAUUUUCUGUAUGAAUAUCCAUGUUAACUACUUUCAUUGUUCUCACUAGCUAUAGUAUGUAUGUAUAUCUAUUAUCCUUAAUUAUAAGAAAUGCAACUAUAUGUUGUAAACUUGUAAUGCAAUUGUAAUCUUCAAGGACUAUAUUAAUGGGAACAACCAUUAAUAACAGACAAAAUCCUUGUUAAUUUCUUAUUUCUCAUGUCCAUUUGCAUAGAAAAUCUAUUGUAUUAUUGGUUGAUUAUCUUAA
Arachis ipaensis is the source of this 807-nucleotide messenger RNA. It is a transcript of the gene STR18, whose product is annotated as sulfurtransferase 18. Lineage: Eukaryota; Viridiplantae; Streptophyta; Magnoliopsida; Fabales; Fabaceae. Gene Ontology annotation, molecular function: catalytic activity. The record is from RefSeq and is a predicted model, not a curated record.